Molecule: messenger RNA, 1497 nt
Organism: Punica granatum (pomegranate)
Lineage: Eukaryota; Viridiplantae; Streptophyta; Magnoliopsida; Myrtales; Lythraceae
Source: RefSeq, a predicted model, not a curated record
CACCCACCACCCCUCCCCCUAUAAAAGCCAGCCCCUUCGCCACCUCGGGACCUCCAUUGCCAGAGCUCAGCAGCUCAUUUCUCCGCCACCUCUCCCGACGGAGAUCCAGUGAACGGGGCGUUUUUCCUCUGCCUCCUCCCCCCUCUCUCUCUUUCUCUUUUCUAGCUCCUGUACAGUUUCAGAUCUGAAGAAGAACCAAGUAUGGGGACUGAGAUCUUACGGCCGCAGGACUGCCUGAAAGGCAGGAUCAGGACCUCGCCGGCGCUCUUCUCUCGCCGGAGGGGAUGUAACUACGGGAACUCCUACUCUAACAAUCAUACCAACCUUAACCAUAACCCAAACCCAAGCCCAAACCCCAGGCCAAGCCGGAAGCAGCAGCAGCACCAACCGGUUCGAUCCGAGAAACCGGACCACAAGAGGAGGCCGGCCCAGCCGGAGCCGAGGAGAUGGAGCUCCGAUGACGGCAGAGCCGGCCUCGUGGCGGAGAAGGUCACGAUCCUCCGCCGGGGCGCGUCGCUCGACUCGAAGAUGAAGAGCGAGCUGUCCCUGAAGAAGGAAGGAGGCGAGAGGGGGGCGAGGCAGGCCCAGGCGACGGAGCUCCGGUCGGUCACGAUCCUCCGCCGGGGCGCGUCGCUCGACUCGAAGAUGAAGAGCGAGCUGUCCCUGAAGAAGGAAGGAGGCGAGAGGGGGGCGAGGCAGGCCCAGGCGACGGAGCUCCGGUCUCCGAUGAUGACGAAAUGCGACAUGUACGCCGGGUCGGCUUUCGCGGUCUCCCCGGAGCCGAGCUCGCUCCCUCUGCCGUCUUUUUCAAAGAAGAAGCUGGUCUCCUUCGACGAUUCGGCCACCAGAGACCUCCGCCGGCUGCUCCGAUUGGAUGAUUAGUCGAUCGAUCGGACCUGAUCCGAUCACGGAGCUUCGCCGUCAUCAGAUCUCUCUCUCUCUCUCUCCCAUCUGCCAUUUCCACCGUUGUCCGUCUCUGUAACUUUUUUUCUCUCGAUGUUUCCCAGGUCUGGGCCAUUCCGUUAAUUUUUUUGGAAAUGGAGGGCCGAUCUGGAAAUAGGAGAAAUAGUUGGGGCGAGUAGUUGAUAAUAUUUAUUUUUCCGCUGUUGUAACUGGCUAGGUUCGUAGUUUGGGAGGAUGUCUCUGGAAAUUGACGGUAGACGUGAUCUUUGUGGGUUGAUGUUAGGCUGUUGUAGUCGGCCGAGGUUGGUUCUGGAAGAAAUGGAAAAGUAUGGGGGGUUGAUUGUAAUAUGGGGAAAUAGUUGUAUUAGGUACCAGUCCUAGAUUUCGGAGUGGCUUUUUUUUUUUUUUUUUAUAAAUUUUCAGAUGCUGUAGUCUUCUUUCUUUUUUGUCAAGCUUUUAGCUGUAAGGAGUCCUAUUGUGAGUCUCUGAUGCUUAGCGUCUGUUAUGUAAAGAAGAUGGAAUUUCAGGUCCAUUCAUUUGUUGCAAGAAUCUCGACGGAAUAGCAAUCGCCUUAGAACCCGAAGGCUUUCCGUA